AGACUUAAUCGGACUUUUGAGAAUUCUACUCAGAAAGCAAAUAAGUCGUAGUUCGCCUUUAGAAAGCUUUCGGAAUUUAUCUCUUCUAGUUGCGCUAGACAGGAUACCCAAGAUAACGAUGGUUGUAUGUUCAAAGUUUCAACACGGUGGCUGUAUAAAUGGGCGUCUGUGCCCCAAUGAACACAUAGACCUCAAGAAGAUGCUCAAAGAGGAUGUCGAAGCUAACCUAAAGGGCAGGGUGUGGCCUCUCUCUGUUUACGGUCCCUUCCCGUAUAGGGACAACUUCCCCAAUUUAAGUGAGGAUCAAUCAUUCGAGGAAGUACGGAUGCAGCAUUACGAGGCUAAGCGGGAGGGCAAUAAGCAAGAAUGUGAAUCCGACGCACGUUUUAUGCUUGAUGUGAAGCUGGCUAGAUGGAAGAUGCGCAGUUUGCUUGAGAUAACGACCCAAAAGGUAGACACUUUAAUUGAAAUCUACGACCGCCAAUCGGAUCCAGUUUGCGGACCACCAUCAGGAUCUCUACGUACUUUUACGCAGACCCAGAUCGGAAGUGCAUCGACUCCAGUCGCUAGGGGUAGCAUUUUUGGACAAACCCAAAUUAAAACCCAAUCGGAGAAAAGCAACACUUUUGCAACUCCUGUACAAAAUUUUGGUGGUUUCCUGUCUAACAGCCCCAGUAGCCCUUUUGGUCAAGCCACACUGAAAACUAGUCCGGGAAAUUCAAUUUUUGGUACCACCAAAUCUAUUUUUUCUCCAGAAAAUAGCAUUUUUGGCGAUGGGUUUAAGUCCCACGGAACAACAAAUGUCUUUGGACCACCGGAAACCUUUAGUUUCCAACAGCAGAUUAAACCGCAAGUAUCAGGAACCUCCUUCGGUGGCUCCACUGGCCAAAUAGACAAAAGCAAAACCUUAUUUGGUACAACCAAGUCGAAUGCUAGUCCAGGGAAUGCCAAUCCAAAGAAUAGCAAUUUUGGCGAUGGAUUUAAGAACAUCGGAGCAACAAGUGCCUUUGGACAACCGGCUUCAACAUUUAGUUUCCAACAGGAGAUAAAACCACAAUUAUCAGGAACCACUUCUGCCGGAUCCUCUGGCCAAGUAAGCAAAAGCAAUACUGUAUUUGGUGCAACGCAGUCGAGUGCUAGUCCAGGGAAUGGGAAUGCCACUCCAAAGAAUAGCAAUUUUGGCGAUGGAUUUAAGUCCCUCGGAGCAACGAGUGCUUUUGGCCAACCGGCUUCAACCUUUAGUUUCCAGCAGGAGAUCAAACCACAAUUAUCAGGAACCAAUUUUGCCGAAUCCACUGGCCAAGAACGCAAUAUUUUAUUUGGAGUAAGGAAUAAACUUGUUGGUGGUGUAUCAAAGGAAACGACCGAAAUCGGCCAAACCAAUAAAUUCGUUUUUGGUAUGAUCAAUCCUAGUGUAAGUUCAGAUAUUGCCAAACCUUGCAUUUUUGGAUUAUCCGACGCGAAUGCUAGUUCAAAGAUUGUUGAAAAAUCCAUAACGCCAGGUACGGUUAAUCCUGUUGGUAGUCUCAAACUGCCUCAGACCCCAGGAACAUUUGUGCAAGCACCUAAACUCUUUGGAAACGCCUGCACCCAGCAGGAAACUGUUACCAGCUCGACGCAAACCGUCAGGUGCGACAAGUGCAACUCAUUAGUAGAGGUGUCCUCAGAGAAGUCAACAGCGAAGGAGCAGAAAAAACAGAAGCCAGGUAAGCUACCACCUCCACCGCAGAAGAUCGUGGAGUAUCUGGACAAGCACGUUGUGGGCCAGGACUUUGCCAAGAAGGUCCUUGCGGUAGCAGUUUAUAACCACUACAAACGAAUACACCACAACAUAUCGCAAACAAACAAGCAACAGCAGCAGGAAGACUUUAGUAACGAAGUGCAUGAGGUCAAUCCACUUUUUGAGCAACUUAAAAUAUCUGUAAACGAGUCUACUGGUCUUCAGCCUAAUGAAGUCGAACUGGAGAAGAGCAAUAUCAUGAUGCUGGGCCCAACAGGAUCUGGGAAAACUCUAAUCGCUAAGACCAUUGCCAAGUGCCUGAACGUUCCCUUCGCCAUAUGUGACUGCACUACCUUGACGCAGGCAGGCUAUGUGGGCGAAGACAUUGAAAGCGUGCUCUUUGAGCUGCUGAAGUCGGCAAACUUUAAUAUAGAACGCGCUCAAACUGGUAUUGUUUACUUAGACGAGGUGGAUAAGAUCUGCACCUCCUCUGGACUUAAAAAUCGUCGGGACAUUGGCGGCGAAGGCGUCCAGCAAGGCAUGCUAAAGAUGCUAGAGGGUAGCUUAGUAAACGUAUCUAAUCGGAAGGAACUGCUUGGCAAAAAAUUCCAAGUGGACACUAAGAAUAUCCUAUUCGUGGCUUCCGGCGCCUAUACUGGCCUGGAGAAGAUCAUAGUGAGUCGACUUAAUGAGAAGGUUUCAAGCCUAGACGAGGCCAGCGGAUCAAGUACACCGGAUGAAGACCAAAAGGAAAAGGAUAAAUGCCUGACCAAAGUCCAGGCCAGUGAUCUCACUGAGUUCGGCAUGAUACCGGAGUUUAUUAGUCGUUUCCCUGUUAUAGUUCCAUUCCACGGCUUAAAUGCUAAUAUGUUGAGGCGCAUUCUAACCGAACCACGCAAUGCUCUAGUGCCUCAAUACAAAGCAAUGCUCAGUUUGGAUGAUGUAGAACUGACCCUUACCGAGGACGCCAUAGAAUCUAUAGCAAAGCAGGCGAUGCAGAGGAAUACAGGAGCUCGUGGACUGCGCUCCAUAAUGGAGCAACUUCUGCUGGAUCCUAUGUUCUUAGUACCCGGCUCAGAUAUACAGGGAGUUCAUAUAACCACCGAUUAUGUUGAGGGCAAGUCCCCACCUAUAUACAGACGUGUUACGGAUGACCAAGAACAGAAGCAGGCUUCUGAGAUCGUUGCAAUUACUGACGACCAGGAACAGAAGCAGGCUUCCGAGAUCGUUGUCACUGAUGUGGAUUCCAAAACCGAAACCAAAGUUGGUGAAACUGAUGAUCAAAUAAACCCAGAAUUUAAUGAUACUUUAAAAGUAUCUACUACCACUCCUAGUACAACAUAAGCUCUUAUUUAUUAAGUUCUAUGUUUUCAACUUUAUAAAAAAUAUGUGUUAUUCUAUUUUGUGUAUAUAUGUAUGAUGGUAUAUACAAAGUGUACAAUAUAAAUGGUAUACAAAUUCA
Molecule: messenger RNA, 3182 nt
Organism: Drosophila eugracilis
Lineage: Eukaryota; Metazoa; Arthropoda; Insecta; Diptera; Drosophilidae
Exons: 2
Coding region: 119-3064 (981 amino acids)
Biological process (GO): protein catabolic process; proteolysis; protein folding
Cellular component (GO): mitochondrial matrix
Molecular function (GO): ATP binding; ATP-dependent protein folding chaperone; ATP hydrolysis activity
Source: RefSeq, a predicted model, not a curated record